Molecule: messenger RNA, 294 nt
Organism: Penicillium riverlandense
Lineage: Eukaryota; Fungi; Ascomycota; Eurotiomycetes; Eurotiales; Aspergillaceae
Exons: 1
Coding region: 1-294 (97 amino acids)
Source: RefSeq, a predicted model, not a curated record
AUGCCACACCUCUUCUUUCUUUCCUCUUUCUCUUCUUUGUAUUCACCUGUGGCCACCAUCCUCAAGUCACUAUCCCGUGUGUCGCUUUUCCGCUCUGCUGCCUGCCGCGCACACUCGUUGUCCUCGCGAACUCGGGAGCUAAUCGGUGUAACUCUCCUCCUGCAGGUUGCCGAUUACCGUCUUCGCCCCGAAAGAGCAUCACUGCUUUUGGCGGGCACCGUCUUCGACCUGCCGGGGGACCUAUUGAACCGGUGCCCCUCGGCCAAUCUCCUCUCCAAGUUCGAUGUCCUGUGA